Messenger RNA from Camponotus floridanus (Florida carpenter ant), 2382 nucleotides. It is a transcript of the gene Six4, whose product is annotated as homeobox protein SIX2. Gene Ontology annotation, biological process: regulation of transcription by RNA polymerase II. Bases 638 to 1927 code for a protein of 429 amino acids. Lineage: Eukaryota; Metazoa; Arthropoda; Insecta; Hymenoptera; Formicidae. Gene Ontology annotation, cellular component: nucleus; transcription regulator complex. The transcript has 4 exons. The record is from RefSeq and is a predicted model, not a curated record. Gene Ontology annotation, molecular function: RNA polymerase II cis-regulatory region sequence-specific DNA binding; DNA-binding transcription factor activity, RNA polymerase II-specific.
UUCUCGAAUACGCAUAAUUUUUUAUUGAAAAAUAUAUCAUCUUCAUUGAAGUAAGCUUUGAUGAAUGAAAAUGUAGCCGAUAAAUGUAAUAGGUAUCACAUUAUGAAUGAAACGUGUGUGAUUAAACAAUCGUCGCGUCGAUUCAAAUGUGCGAAUAACGGAUGCUUACUUUCGUCAUCAAUUAUUCAUCCGGCUGAUCUAUAAGACACAACGAUAUAAUAUCCCGGAACUACUAAAUAGCAGAAGCGGAAAAGUACGCUUCGCUAUUUUUUGAUGAAAAAUUGAUAAUAAAAAAUUUAGAAGUGACAAAUAUAUAUAUAUAAUCUAUAUAAACGAGGUGAAAGAAAAUUUGUAGAGAUACAAAACUGCUAGUAAAUUUUCGAAACUUUAUUGAAAUGGACAACUUCAUUAGAGUGUUGAUCGAAUUUUUAUUUUAAUUUUGAGCGAGAAAUCGCAUUUUUAACCUGUGAUUCGAGACAAAUGAUCGCCGACCGAACUUUGGGAGAAAAUUGCGUAAAAAGCUCGUGUUUAUUACAUUCUGUCAUAUUUCUCGCGCUUGAGACCGGCGAAUGAGCUCAGAAUUUUAUCUUUUGUCCGACACCUCGGUUCAUGAAAGCCGCGUAGCCGUCAGCCAAGGAUGUCGGACAGUUCGGAUCAACUGUCAUCGCCGAACAGCGACUGCAACAGUCAGAUGGGCGUCGUGCAUCGCAAUGCAACCGCGCAAUAUGGUAACGCGACAUCGAUGUCCGGGUUGACCCAUCACCCCCAGAAUCUGACGCCGACGUCGAACGAUAGCCCUCAAUAUUCGCAGGAGCUUUCCACCUGCAGCUCCGCCAGCCUGAGCACCAACAUCGCUAACAUCGGCAGUUUUUCUCUCAGCGGCACCACCAGCAAUUUCACCCCCGAACAGAUAUCCUGCAUGUGCGAAGCGCUAUCGCAGAGUCAGGACAUUGAGAAGCUAUCGAGAUUUCUUUGGUCCCUACCACCUGGAGAACUGCUGCGUGGGGGCGAAAGCGUUUUGAUGGCACGUGCCGCUGUUGCCUUUCACCGCGGAGCCUAUCACGAACUUUACUCGAUUCUGGAAAGUCAUCCCUUUUCGCCACGUCGUCAUCCUGAACUCCAACAAAUGUGGUUCAAGUCACACUACCGCGAAGCCGAGAAAAUUCGAGGUCGACCGUUGGGCGCCGUCGACAAGUAUCGAUUGCGCAAAAAAUAUCCGUUGCCGAAGACGAUUUGGGACGGCGAAGAGACCGUCUACUGCUUCAAAGAACGAUCGAGAAACGCCCUGAAGGAAUGCUACAUGAGAAAUCGAUAUCCCACGCCGGACGAGAAGAAAAAUCUCGCGAAGAAGACCGGCCUGACGCUGACUCAGGUGUCUAAUUGGUUCAAGAAUCGUCGGCAGCGAGAUCGCACGCCGCAAACGAGACCGGACAUGUUACCGUUGAAUUGUCAAGGCACAACCAACAGUACGAUUAGCAGCUCGGUGAGCAAUGGUGGCAGCAUCCAAUCAUUGCAAAGCAUCGAUUCCGACAGUCCGAAUCUCGCGAUGUCCCCUCUAUCAACUAUGGGUAUGUCUCCAGUCGCCAUGAAUCCGUGCAGUCCAAUGGGUAUGAGUCCCAUGGGGCCUCAUCAUGGUUACGCUACUCCUGUUACGCCGUCAUCCGUUCAUACCGCGCAUCCCCAUAAUGGAGGAUUGAGUCCCAUGAACGAUGUCAAGGCUUUGUGCUACGGACGCAGCGUGUAUGACACAGGAAAAGACGUGGAGCAGAGCUCGGUCUACUACUCUAGCCACUCCAGUAUGCACCAUCAGUAUUACCAGCAGACCCAUCAUCAGAUGAUGUCUAGCUCCCAUCAUCACCACCAUCAUCAGCAAAGCGUACCAACCGGUUACGAGAUCAUGCUACCACCGCCUCAACAUUCCAUGUGACCAACGGAUUACGAAAGUGAUCGAAGUAACCAGGCUCAUCAUGGCCAGAGCGACGACAUGCUCGCGCGUAUACACGCCUUCGCCUGAUCUUACGGCUUUUUCUUUCAUCUUGAUUCAAGUCACAUCGCAAUAAAGAACGGCAAUCGAGUGGAUGGAAAUUUAUAAAAACAAUCGUUCUACAGUCAAAUAACGCACUCUCGUCAUCUCUUCCAUAUUCAUUGUCUUUAACAUACUUACUUGAAAGAGUGUCGAAUACUUUCUACAUACAUUAUGCGUGUAUGUAUGAUAUGCUUUGACGAUCCUUAAGUGAAUAUAGGUCUUUUGGGUUCUGCAAUUUAGACUUUGAAAAUUAUUGAGUUUAAAUCGAUUUCGAAAGGUGGAUAAAUACAUGACAACUUUUUUAAAAACAGUUUGUAUGCGUAUUUAAUGCAAUAAGAAAAAAGAGAGAAUUUAUC